AUGCCAAUAUACGCAGCCCGCCCUCCAACGCUGUUCCCUCUGGGGAACCAAUUGAUGGGCCUACUUGGCCAAGAGUCACUGCAGAAGUCGACUGCUGAGAUGAAGCGAGAAUUUCUUUUUUUGCCGGUGGUGAAAAUUGGGCUGCAAAAUUUCUAUGAAGUUGAAGAUCUUACUUUGCCUGAGGCAGGCUUUGAAGAGUAUGGGAUCUAG
Paracoccidioides brasiliensis Pb18 is the source of this 210-nucleotide messenger RNA. RefSeq lists its product as uncharacterized. The transcript has a single exon. The record is from RefSeq and is a predicted model, not a curated record. Bases 1 to 210 code for a protein of 69 amino acids.